Molecule: messenger RNA, 1558 nt
Organism: Phytophthora infestans T30-4
Lineage: Eukaryota; Oomycota; Peronosporomycetes; Peronosporales; Peronosporaceae
Exons: 4
Coding region: 341-1558 (405 amino acids)
Source: RefSeq, a predicted model, not a curated record
CUGGAAAGUGUAGUGCUCGCUGGUGAGCUCACCUUAGUUGGCACCGCGGCUAUGGCAUCCACGUCGCCCAGCCCCGUGUGUGUUAUCCCAGCGAUGGGCGUGCGUUUCUCCUAUUUUCUCACAUGUAUCUACGAAAGGAACCGCAGAGUCAUUCAAUUGUUUUUGAGUCGAAACAUCCCAUUUGAGCUUUUAUGGUCUUUAUCGUAACCCUGAAAAAAAAGCAUAUGGCUAACACAGUCUGGUCAGGUGCAGUGCAGAGCAGUCGCGAUGCACGGCCUGAGGUCUCUGCCGCCUACGGCUCCUACGUCUGUGACAUAAGAAAAGAGAAGCGCAAGCGGCAAUGCCUGCCCGACGACAAGUGCAGCAACAGGUUCCCGUGCUGGCGAUCUUGUCGCUGCUGGCGUCUGCCGCCUUCGCCUCGGACACUAGUGACUUUUGCAGCUCGGUUACCUCCUGCCUCAAGGAUGGCAGCACCACGUGUGACACGACCACAGGCGAUUGUCCUCCAUGCAUCUACGCGCUCGACGGCACCUACACAUGCUGGGAGAAGGACAAUUCGACCAAUACCUGCCCCUUCACUGGUGUCCGCUACGACUGCUCCGACUCAUGGGGUUCCAAACCGUCCAGCAGCACCAAUAGUGCGAUGUCUUCUUCGACCGACCCGACGGACCCAAUCGCUGGCUCCUCCACUGCUUCCACCUCCUCGUCUUCUGAGGCCAGCACCGACACCUCGAGCUCCACCGGUUUGGGCGGACUGAGUUCUAGUCUCAUCACGCGCAAGAUGCGACGCCGUCGUGAGGAGAACGUCGCAGCUACAGCCCGACGAAGGCUUUCACUGGGCCCGUACAACAACAUCUUAGACACCAGCAAAGUCAACUACGCAUCCUCCAACAUGAAUGCUGGCUACAGUGGCCGUCGCAAGGGAUCACGCCCAGAUCCGAUGGAUACACAGUCUCACGUGCCCACAGAUGAAUCUCCGCGUAGCUUCGACGGUAUGUUGGCCGAUGCGUCGCAGUCGCCGGCGGUCUUAGGUGGAAACACGCGUGGCUCACGCAAAAGCGGAGGACGCAAUGUCCAGGCAUCCCCCGUUGUCGGAGGCAUUGGCGGGUUCUCAAACGUGAGUGAAUAUGUGCAACAGGACAUUUCCUCGCGCUGCACUGCAACACCGAACGUCUUUGGUGAAUAUCUACGCAUGAAGCAGGAGAUGCAGUAUGAUGAAGCCGACCGCAGUACUAUGGGCGGGAUGAGUGGUGUGAGCUUCAGCGAUACCAUCAGUGACCUGGAUAGCGGCAAGUACUCGUUCCAAUCGUCGCAGGGUAUUGGCCGACCGCCGCAGCGGCGAACAGACUUAGACGGUCGGUCAUCGAUGGCCGACUCACUCACCGACUCCAUCGCGGACUCGGUCACCGACUCGGAAUAUGCCGAGCAAUUGCGUGCUCGCGGAGAGAGCGACUGCUACAGCGAGAUGUCGUACAAUGACGAAAAAUACUCGUUCAGCAGUCUCGACGGUCUCGAUGACAGUCAAGUGCGAGAGGGCAAGCGAGAGGUCGAGAUUUAA